AUGCUACGUGCUGCGUGUAGACCGGCCAGAUGCGCUGCCAUUCUCGCUGCUCGUCGCUAUCUAUCGAAUGGACCCACCCGAGCAUCGACAAUCGGCUUCAUUGGCUUGGGAGCCAUGGGCCAGCAUAUGGCUAACAACCUCGUCAAAGCGAGCUUCACGACCAACAAAGAGGCUGCCUUCAUCGUGCACGAUCAUAGCACGAGUGCAUCAGAGACAUGGGCUCAGAAUGCCAAGUCUCUCUUCCCGGGUAGGGUCAUACAGACCCUCCAAACGCCCGCAGAAGUCGCCGCAAGUGCUCAGACGAUCUUUACCAUGCUGCCGAGCUCACCCCAGGUGCUACAAGUCUAUACCAGCCCUGAGAAUGGCCUUUUGGCUGGUCUAGCCAGACUGAACGAAGAGACGCGCCGAGCGACUACGUUGGUAGACUGCACCACGCUCGACCAGGCCGUCUCGCUGUCGGUGAAUGAGCAAGUAGCAAGUGCAGGCGCAGCUAUGAUCGAUGCCCCCGUCUCCGGGGGUGCAGUCGGUGCGCAAGAGGCCACGUUAUCGUUCAUGCUAGGCGGUGCGCAAGCGCCCAAAGACAUCGCACGUCCUCUUUUGCGAGCAAUGGGCAAGAAUAUCUUCGACUGUGGCCUGGCAGGGGCGGGCUUAGCUGCGAAGAUCGCAAACAAUCUCUUGCUCGGUAUUUCCAUGUGCGCCGUCUCGGAAGCCUUCAUACUGGGUCAGAAGCUGGGCUUGUCGCCUGCUGUGCUCGCAUCCGUCAUCAAUGCCUCUUCCGGCCGAUGCUGGGCUAGCGAGAUCAACAAUCCAGUCUCGGGUGCUCUGGCAUACGCCGGCCGGACUUCGCCUGCCGAUCGCGCCUAUGAGCCCGGCUUCAAGCUCGCUCUCAUGGCCAAGGAUCUAGGGCUCGCGGCUGAAGCGAUCAAGAAGCACGACUUGCAGCUCUCGCUUAGCGAAUACUCUUAUGAAGUCUACAAGAACUUAGCAACGAAUGAAGUCAUUGCGUCACGCGACUUUUCAGCCAUCUAUCAAGUCCUGCUAGGGGCAAAUGGCGGAGAAAUCACCGUUGAACCCGGCGUAGUCGACGCAAGCGGUACCAAGUCUUGA
Messenger RNA from Mixia osmundae IAM 14324, 1107 nucleotides. RefSeq lists its product as uncharacterized. The record is from RefSeq and is a predicted model, not a curated record. Gene Ontology annotation, cellular component: mitochondrion. The transcript has 3 exons. Gene Ontology annotation, molecular function: NADP binding; 3-hydroxyisobutyrate dehydrogenase activity; NAD binding. The coding region runs from base 1 to 1107 and encodes 368 amino acids. Lineage: Eukaryota; Fungi; Basidiomycota; Mixiomycetes; Mixiales; Mixiaceae. Gene Ontology annotation, biological process: L-valine catabolic process.